GUGGAGGAGGAGCUUGGGCUGCCCCUGGGCCAGGUGUUUGCCGGCGACCCCCGCGCGCUGCGCGUGCUGCGCGCCGCGGCCGACAGCGGCUUCCGGCUGCGCGACAGGGCGGCGCACGUGUACUCAGAGGCGGACCGCGUGCUGAGGUUCAGGGCGGCGGCAGAG
This is a messenger RNA of Monoraphidium neglectum, 165 nucleotides long. RefSeq lists its product as hypothetical. The transcript has a single exon. NCBI's taxonomy places the organism in Eukaryota, Viridiplantae, Chlorophyta, Chlorophyceae, Sphaeropleales, Selenastraceae. The record is from RefSeq and is a predicted model, not a curated record. The annotation marks the transcript as partial.